AUGGCUAAUAUACUGUAUACGACUAUUAAUCAGAUUUUGAAGCACUUUCCCCUAUACCAAUACUGCAAGAUGCAGAAGGACAGGCUCCCCACGUUGCGCAUGAUGGUGACAUGCUUGUGGAAGACGCUCUACAACCACGUAGUGUUUGUGUUUCCGUCAGUGAUGGUGAACUACUUUAAUUUUGUGCGCAUCUGCUUGUCGGUGGAAGAGCACAUUGGCUAUGACCUGCCCUGGGCGCUCAAACACCUGACACGCUUCGGGCUGUAUUGAGGAGCCGUAGCUCAUGACACGCACCAUAAAAAACCAAACAUGAAGUUUGCUCCUUUCUUCAGACAUUGGGACUCUUUUGAACCAGUGGCAGUAGUAUCAUUUUUGUCAAACCGUGCAAAGCAUUUGUAA
Acipenser ruthenus (sterlet) is the source of this 399-nucleotide messenger RNA. RefSeq names its product cholesterol 25-hydroxylase-like protein 1, member 1. The transcript has 2 exons. The record is from RefSeq and is a predicted model, not a curated record. Lineage: Eukaryota; Metazoa; Chordata; Actinopteri; Acipenseriformes; Acipenseridae.